AUGUCGUCAACACAGGCGCAACAGCAGCCAAAAACAGGCAGCCCUAAUGACUUCCUCAAAGGCGUGAUUGGAAAGAACGUCAACGUCCGUCUCAAUUCCGGUAUCGACUACCGCGGUGUCCUUUCCUGCCUCGACGGCUACAUGAACAUUGCCCUUGAACAGACGGUCGAGUACGUCGACGGCGUGCAAAAGAACUCGUAUGGUGACGCUUUUAUUCGUGGAAACAAUGUAAUGUACAUCACCGCACUAGAAAAGUAA
Molecule: messenger RNA, 258 nt
Organism: Ustilago hordei
Lineage: Eukaryota; Fungi; Basidiomycota; Ustilaginomycetes; Ustilaginales; Ustilaginaceae
Product: putative U6 snRNA-associated Sm-like protein LSm6
Exons: 2
Coding region: 1-258 (85 amino acids)
Biological process (GO): maturation of SSU-rRNA; mRNA splicing, via spliceosome
Cellular component (GO): nucleolus; U6 snRNP; U4/U6 x U5 tri-snRNP complex
Molecular function (GO): RNA binding
Source: RefSeq, a predicted model, not a curated record